Molecule: messenger RNA, 2471 nt
Organism: Aedes albopictus (Asian tiger mosquito)
Lineage: Eukaryota; Metazoa; Arthropoda; Insecta; Diptera; Culicidae
Product: BSD domain-containing protein 1-A
Exons: 4
Coding region: 221-1468 (415 amino acids)
Cellular component (GO): cytoplasm
Source: RefSeq, a predicted model, not a curated record
GAUAACCUGCCAGUAUACACUUUAAAUGAGGUCAAGGAAACUUAAUGCGUUAAAAUUGUGUAAAAAUGUGCUACUGAUGUGAAUCCUAAGAGAUUGAGGGCAGUACUAUCGAGAAGAGCUGAAGAAACUGCUGCCGAGGACAGGGAAGAGUGUGAAUUCCUGCGUCUGAGCCCUGGGUAGAUAACUUUCAUUUGCAGCUGCCUGUGAAAAGUGUGUCGAUAUGGCAGACAAAAGUUCGACUGGCGACAAAAGUCCGGAAAAGGAGGCCACCAGUCCAACCGGAAGUGCCUCUGGAUCCGGUGGCAGCUGGUGGGGCUCCUGGCUGGAUACGGCCAAAUCUAAAUCGGCCUCAGUGCUGGAAGCGGUCAAAAAUGAUCUGACCGAGUUGACGACGGCUGUGAAGACUGAGGCCACAAGCGCCACGGAGGCCCUCGGAAGGAGUCUCAGCUUGAACGAACCAGAUUCCACGGUAGGAGCGAUGAAGAAAAGCUUCAGUUCGUUUCUAGGGCAGGUCACGGAAGCAUUGGUGCCCACACUGGACGAGGAGGAGGAAGGGGAGGAUGUCCUAAUCACGCACGAAGGGACGGAAGGGCUCAACGGUUUCUAUAAACACCUGGCCGAACUGCAAUCUAUGGAGGGCACAUAUUUGGAGGAACCGUCCGAUGAACUGAGUGAGAAAUACAAACGCUGGAUGGAGGUAGUCGAACAGGAACAGUUUACGGAGCCUCGGUUGGCUCGGCAUUUGGCCAGCAGCACCAUUCUGAACGAACAGUAUACUGCACUGGUGCCCAGCAAGGUGGCUCAUAUGGACUUUUGGAAAAGGUAUUUAUUCAAGAAAGCAUUAUUGGAAGAUGCCAUCGCUAACGCCGAAAUGGCAGAAAAGAAAGCAAAGGCGGCAAUCGUUUCCAAUGAAACAGUAGCUCCCAAUAAAGUAAUUGUUCAGACAGAUCAACCCAAGCGGACAAUUGAAGAAGAACUCAUGCCAGACGACAUCACAUGGGCCGAAGUGCCAGAAUUUGACGCGUCCAAUUUGGAACUGUCGGAGGAGGAACAGGCUCGCCUUCUCGAAGAGUACGAACAGGAAAUCAAGGAACGCGAAAAGGCCAUCGGCAGUGGCCGUAUGGACCCCGUCGACGAAGCGCUCCUCAUCCAGUCGGACAUCGAAACAACUCCACAGAAGAAGCCAGCCGCCGGCGAAAAGUCGACCGCAACGAGUGGCAGCAGCAGUAAGAGCUCACCAGCAACGAAGAAACCACAAAGUGCUAAUAACAGUAGAAACACGAACCAAAAAACGGUCAAACCAGCCGGCAAAUCAAACGCUCCCGGCAACAACAAGCAAAAAACUCCAGCAACAAAGCAGCAAAAGUCACAGAGUAAUCUGAAGAUGGAAAAGAAUCAUUUCAACAAGGACGACGUUUCGUCGUCAAAUUCGGACGAAAGCUGGGAGAAGGAAUUUGACCUGGAAUGAAAUAUCUUACUCUCUACUACUACCUUCUACUAGUUUGUUUAGGAUACUUUUUCCCCCGGUAAGACUACCCUUUCUCACAUUAGGAAGCAUACUAUUUUCUAAUGUACUAUGGCCGUUACAUUGUGAUGUACAUUUGAUGAAAAGACCAUUCGGUGGCAUUUGAAUGUGGUGCAAGUCGCGAGAAAAAGAAAAGAAAGCUGAUUUUUGUAAAUUUUUAAACAAAGCUGCAUGUCUUUAAUCCAAAUUGAGAUGUUAAUUAUUAUUAGUAGAAACAAGUGUAAUAGAACUAUUCGUCUUUUGAUUUUAUACAUUCUAUAUACAUAUUCAUAUAUCUAUUAUACUUUAACCCAUUCUAUAGUGCAGAAUCAUAAGAAAAUUGUCAUGCAACGCAGAAGAAUUUGUAGAUUUACCACUACAAAAAUUUUACACUGUGGUCCAAUACGUGAAUGUUAGAGGAAAGAUUUAUUUUUUGCUCCUACUGUUUUAGAGAUUAGAAACUGAGUAAGUUCCUAAUCAUUUUUUCUCUACAUUUCUAAGUUUUUCCUACUAGCCUGGAAGUUGAAAUUGUUCUCGAUGUUCUUACCAAAAUCCUGUAAUGUAUUAUUUAUCAUGAGACUCUUCUUGUCCUUACUUCCAUUGUUGCCCUCGAAGUGUUCCCUUCCUUCUAAACUCGCUUAUUGGAUCAUGGUGCACUAGUUUACGAUGGAAUGUAGGUACUGCUGCGAUAGAAGGCCCCCCGCCCACAGGGGAUGCCCAAUGGGAAUGUUUUGUCUGAGAUAUAAGUGUAGUUCGAUUUUAGUAUACAGACCUGCAGACGUGCAGCAAUGAGUCUGCUUUUUUUUCUGCGUAGAAAAGGCAAAUUGAAGAAAUUUGUGGUACAUGCACCUCCUUUAACGAUAGUCCAACAAAUGGCGGAGAUAAGGAAGCAACCGCUAUCAUUAUUGUACUAUGUAAGAAAAAUAUGAACGAUUAUGAGAAAUAUUUUACUACUAAUCAAAUGAAA